Molecule: messenger RNA, 2286 nt
Organism: Rotaria sp. Silwood2
Lineage: Eukaryota; Metazoa; Rotifera; Eurotatoria; Philodinida; Philodinidae
Source: the annotation of a GenBank genome assembly
AUGGCACACAAAUCAAGAUCGAAUAGAAAAAUAACAAAUAAUUCUUCACGUGAUCAAUUUUCGAACUCAACAAACAAAGAAAAUAAAGAAAGUAUAACACUUAUUUGGUAUGAUCCUAAUAUUGGAUCCUAUGAAGAUACUGAAAAAACAAAAGAACAACUUCGUCUUACUAAUGAUUAUGUCAUUUUUUCUAAUGAUCUUGAAGAAUGCAUGACAUUUAUUCAAUUAAUUUAUCAGGAAAAAAUUUUUUUCAUUACAUCAGGAUCAAAAGCAUCAGAAAUUUUACCUGUAAUUUCUGCGUUUCGUCAAAUUGAUUCAAUUUUUAUCCUUUGUAUGGAAAAAGAACGAUAUGAGCAUUUAUUAAAUGAAUAUGUUAAUAUUAUUGGAAUCUAUACUCAUAUUGAUGAUCUAUGCAAAUCAAUUAAAGAACAACUCGAACUUUUUAAUAAACAAUUACAAGCAUUUUCUUUUUUUGAUCAAUAUCAAAAAGCGACUAAAGAUUUAUCGAAAGAAUCAGCACAUUUUCUUUGGUUUCAAUUAUUUAGUUAUGUUAUUGUUCGUCUUCCACGAGAUCAACAUGCAAAACAACAAAUGAUUCAAAUAUGUAAAGAAUAUUACCGUGGAAAUACAAAACACAUGAAAUUAAUUCGUGAAUUUGAAGAAAAUUAUCGAUCAGAGGAUGCAAUUCGUUGGUAUUCGAAACAAUCAUUUGUUUAUAAAUUAAUUAAUAAAGCAUUAAGAAUUGAAGAUAUUGAUUUGUUAUAUACAUUUCGAUAUUUUAUUGCUGAUCUUUGUGAAAAUCUUCAACGUAAACAUGAACACAUUUUAUUAUCAAAAGAAAAAAUUUUAAAUGUUUAUCGAGGAACUAAACUUGAAAAAGAAGAAUUUGAUAAAAUAAAAACAAAUCAACGAAAACUUAUUUCAACAAAUGGAUAUUUAUCAACUAGUCGAUUAAAAUCAUUAGCAUUACACUUUGCAACGAAACAUACAAGAAAAAAUGAUGAUAUUUCUGUUCUUUUUCAUAUUCAAUGUAAUAUUGAACAAGUUGAUAAAAAUAUUAUUUUUGCUGAUAUUCAUGAAUUUAGUCAAUUUCCAGAAGAACAAGAAGUUUUAUUUGGUUUAAAUUGUUGUUUUGAAAUUGAAUCUAUUGAAGAAAAUGAACCAGUUAAAAUAAUUAAAAUGAAUCUUUCAAAUGAAGGACAAAACAUUACUAAAGGUUUUAUUGAAUUAACACAAAAAGAAACAGAUGAAUUAAGUGUUUCAAUUGUUUUUGGAAGAUUAUUAUGUUCUAUAGGUGAAUAUGAUAAAUCACAAAAAUAUUUUCAAAAAUUAUUACAUGAUUCAAAUGAUGAAGAUCAUGCUUGGAUUGAAUUUAAUAUUGGUCGAGCUAUCGAUUUUAAAGGUGAAUGGAUUGAAGCUCGAAAAUAUUAUGAACGUGCAUAUGAUCAAAUGAUGAAAAAUAAACCAGCACGAAUCAAAGAUUCUGCUCAUGUACUCAACAAUAUUGGGAACAUUCUCAAUCGAGAAGGAAAAUACGAUGAAGCUCUUAAAUAUCAUCAGCAAGCAUUAAAAAUUCGUCAGAUGUUUUAUCCAUGUGAUCAUGUUGAUAUAGCUACUAGUCUCAAUAACAUUGGUAUUAUUCUCUAUCUACAAGGAAAAUGUGAUGUAGCUCUCAAUUAUCUUCAAAAUGCACGGAAUAUUCAAAAGAAAAUUUAUCCAUCUAAUCAUGUCGUUAUUGCAACAAGCUUAGUCUGGAUUGGUAAUAUUCUUAACGAUAAAGGAAUGUUUAAUGAAGCUCUCAAUUAUUAUCAACAAGCACUACAAAUUCAAGAACAAUUUUAUCCAUGUGGUCAUGCUGAUAUUGCUCAUAGCCUUAACAACAUAGGUGCUAUACUCAAUAAACUUAGAAUGUUCGAUAGAGCUCUCGAUUAUCAUCAACAAGCAUUAAAAAUGAGAGAGAAAAUUUAUCCAUCUGGUCAUAUCGAUAUUGCUGCUAGUCUCAACAAUAUUGGUCUCAUUCUCAAAAUUCAAGGAAAGAACGAUGAAGCUCUCGAUUAUCAUCAACGAGCAUUGAAAAUUCGACAACAAUUUUAUCCAUCUGGUCAUGCCGAUACUGCUUAUAGUUUGUAUAAUAUUGGUGUUUGUUAUGAAAAUCAGAAUAAGCAAACGAUGGCACUUGACUAUUAUCGACAGGCAUUGGCUAUUUAUGAGAAGUGUCUUCCUGUUGAUCAUCCAUAUCGACAGAGAAUCGAGGGCAAUAUUCGUCGACUUACUGAAAAAAAAUAA